Messenger RNA from Strongylus vulgaris, 903 nucleotides. NCBI's taxonomy places the organism in Eukaryota, Metazoa, Nematoda, Chromadorea, Rhabditida, Strongylidae. The record is from the annotation of a GenBank genome assembly.
AUGGAGGAGGAAAAACGGAUUGAGCAGCUGCGAGAUGCGCGACGACGGGCGAGUGCGAUUCGGUCAGUUGCUGUCGCAACUCUUGCAGUUACAACAUGCAUGAUAUCGUUGCCAAUCGUGUUCACUCGGCUGCAAGAGGUUGACAGCAAUAUUCGAAGCGAGCUAGAGGAGUGUAUGGUACGUCUAGCUAUUUUCAGUUUGACUUCUCGCAACCUCUUACGUCAAGUGAUCUCUGUCACGCCAAACUCGCACCCAACUCCGGCUGCAAGCUCUGUUCUGCGAGAGAAGAGACAGGCAACUGGCUGCUGUACCUGCAAUCGUGGACCGCCCGGUCCACCUGGUCCUCCUGGAGUUGACGGUGCUGAUGGCGUUGACGGCAUUACAGGAGAAAUCGGUGCCCCAGGCCCAAUGGCAGCCGAACCACCAAAUUAUCGUCAAUCACAAGUGAAACAAUGUCCUUGUGAAGCACCUGGAGGACCUGCUGGACCACCUGGACCCCGAGGAGCACCUGGACUGCCCGGAGAAGCUGGCAGACCUGGAGCAGCCGGAGGCGGAGGAGCACCAGGAGAGCCAGGUCAACCAGGCCGACCAGGGGCACCAGGAGAGAAUGGUCAAGCCGGAGCUCGAGGAAAUGAUGGAGUUAUCCGUCCCGGAGGCGGCGGACCACCUGGACCAGCUGGACCACCAGGAGAUAGAGGACUGGAUGGAGAGCGAGGAAUACCCGGCGAACCGGGACAACCUGGUCCACAAGGAGCACCUGGAGAACCAGGAUCACCUGGGCGACCUGGACCACCAGGAAAUGCUGGAAAAGAUGGUGCAAGUGGAGACACUGGAGGGCAAGGUGUUCGUGGUUCGUGCGAUCACUGCCCACCUGCAAGGACUGCUCCUGGAUACUUCGAUUAA